AUCGAGCGAUUCGGCUCUUCAACAAGCAUGUCUUUAAAAGCGAUACUCCUAUAGAAGGUUGGCAUAAUUUCUCAAAAAGAGUCAUUUCAAGCAUAGGAAGGCUUCCUUUGACUUUGGAAGUUGUCGGUUCUCUUUUUGCCAAUACGGUCAGAUCGUAGUGGGAUGAGACAUCGGAGGACUUGAAGAAAGUCCCGCAUAGGCAAGUCCGAAACACAUCGAUGAUAAGUAUCAAGAAAUUGGAUGAUAUAGAAAAAGUCAUAUUCCUAGAUAUAGCAUGUUUUUGCAUAGGGGAGGAUAAGACUUAUGUGGAUUACAUGUGGCGUAGUACCGGAUAUUCUUCACGCAGUGCGAUUGAUGUUCUUCUCCUCAUGUCAUUGAUAAAGAUCGAUAACCACAAUUGUUUGUGGAUGGAUGAUGAAGUUCGAGAUCUAGGAAGAUACAUGGUCAUGAAAAAAAUCCUUGAAGAUGUUGCAAAGUGCCGUUGGGUGCGGAUUGAUGAGAAUACUCUAGACAUACUGAGGGGCACCGAGGAAAAAGGAGCACUCAGUUUGGGUAUUAGUCAUGAUUUUACACCUGAAGAAAUGGCCUGUUGGCCAAAGCUGAGGUUCCUUGGAGGGGAAAGACUGAAUUUCGUAGGCGACUUCAAAGAUCUUCUUCCUAAUCUGAGAUGGCUUUCUUGGCAUGAUUGCCCACAGGAUAUUUCAGCGACCAAUCUUCACAUGGAGAAUUUGGUCGUGCUCAACCUUUCGGGGAGCAAGAUCACUCACAAUUGGGGUGGAUGGAGGCAAAUCAAGGAGGCAAAAAAGUUGAAAGUUCUAGAUUUGACGGCCUGCCAAGAGUUAACCCAAACUCCUGACUUUUCUGUGUUUGGCGAGCUGGAGGAAUUAAUUCUCGCUGGUUGUAGGAAAUUAUCCACUAUUGGUAGCUCAAUCGGUAAGCUAAAACUGCUUCGUACUUUGAAUAUCGAGGGAUGUGUUUCCCUCAAAGGGUUGCCUGAGGAAAUCGGUUCUCUAGUACUCUUGACAGAGAUUAUCUUGCCCUAUAGAGGAGACAAGCCAUUCAACCUUCCUCAGGCACUAGGCAGCCUAAAUUCAUUGACGAGGUUUGAUGCUCGAGGUCAUUAUGGUAUUCACCAACUUCCUGACUCUAUUGGAAGGUUGACGAAUCUCACGCAUUUGAUUUUGCGUGGAUGCAAGAAUCUAUCUAAGCUUCCCGACUCUAUUGGUGAUCUAAAAUCAUUGGUCGAGUUGGACAUAGAACAUUCGAUGAUUAAUGCGAUCCCCGAUUCCAUUGGACAACUAAAGACACUAAAAGUUAUUAGGAUCGGGCACACAAAGAUAGAAACGAUACCUGAUACUAUUGAAGGAGUGGAGAAGCUCGAAGAGCUCCAUGCCCAGCAUUUAUUUUUUCUCAAGGAUGGAUUCCUUUUGAAAAUCAGAAGCCUGACCCGUCUGAGGAUCUUGAACUUAUAUCAGACUCGAAUCUCUACAGUGCCGCCCAAUAUCAUUGGUUGCUCCAGUCUCCAAACUCUUAUAAUUACAAGCCAAGAGCUUGGCCCGUUGCCAGAGCUUCCCCCGAGUUUGAAAUGCCUAUUGGUUUCACCUGAUGAAUUCCCUGUUCUUCCCAACCUCUCAAAUCUAGUUCAUUUAAAGCAUCUCGAAGUAUGGAAAGGUAAGUUAAGUAAUACAUCUUGGAUUGAUAAGGACAAGCUUAUCUCGCCAUGGGUGGACGCGGAGUCCAUUGUUCAGCUUCCACGUAGCUUAUCAAUCUUGAGACUUGGCUGGAUCCCGAAAUUGCCGAAAUUUUCCGAGUUCGAAAGCUUGUCGUUUCUCUAUAUCCACGGAUGUCCGAUGCAAGAGUUCCCUGAGCUUGAAUACUUGGAGGGGUUAAGGGAAUUGGAUAUCUCAGGGUGCCUCCUGGGGAGCACACCCAACCUAUCACGCCUGACGAGGCUACAGAAGUUAGAGCUCAGUAGCUUACCCAAAUUGACAGGGAUUCCAGGUUUGGGGGAACUGGAAUCACUUAAGUUUCUAGACAUUACUGACUGUAAUGCAAUCCGACAAUUGCCUAACUUGUCGGAGUUGAAAAAACUAGGGCAUCUCAAGCUACUUGGUUGUGAAAGGCUGGAAGCCGUCAACGGCUUGGUAGAACUGAAUCGUUUGAAGAAGGCGGAGAUCAAACAAUGCAUGUCCCUGGAGAGAUUGCCCGAUAUGCCGACAUUUACGAAGUUGGACACAGAUUGGACAGAAGCUGCAGAACACACCGUUCAGUCUACCAUGCCGUGGCUCCAAGUUUUGUGGGACAAAUUGAUCAGAAUCAUGAACAUGCACAACCAUGCUGGGAUUGAUUAA
Molecule: messenger RNA, 2351 nt
Organism: Rhodamnia argentea
Lineage: Eukaryota; Viridiplantae; Streptophyta; Magnoliopsida; Myrtales; Myrtaceae
Product: disease resistance protein RPV1-like
Exons: 3
Coding region: 219-2351 (710 amino acids)
Molecular function (GO): protein binding
Source: RefSeq, a predicted model, not a curated record